UGGUGAGGGGUCAGCUACACUAUCUGCAGUUAGCGCCUCCGCACGGCGGGACCCGGGGUAGAUCUGGCGGAACCGGGGUGCUGGGUUCUGUGUCACCUGCGACCGCACCUGGGGUCGCAGCACUCGAGCACCUCUGGUCCAGGCCGCGCAGCCGUGAUGCCUGCCAACCCUGAGCCUGGCCCGUGGGGCAGCGCGGGUAGAUAGGGCGGCGGGGUCUGGAGCGGGGUCCCGGGAGGGAGGGGUGGCCCCGGGUGUUCCCCUUGGGGUUUGCUGCCCCUGUCACUCUUCAGAGGACAAAGGAGAGUUAGAGAGGUCGGGCAGCUUGCCCAGGGCCGCCCAGCACCCGUCAAUGCAAAGUCUAAGUCCUACCCUAUGAAAAUGCCCCUGGAUGAAAGGUCCGUGGGGCAAACUCAGUUAUGAAGUGAAUGGAGCUCCCAGAGAUCGAAAGUCAAAGGGAAAUGGGGUAAACCGAAUGCCCAGAAUUCUGAGUGUAGACUCAUAUGGGCGCUUGGACAAACCAGGGCGGGUCUCACCUGAGAUGGUUCUGCCUCCCACCAUUGGGGACACGGGGACCGUGUCUGGGCACAUCACACUGGGGAUGCUCCUGGCUUUGGGUGGGGCCAGAGAAGCUGCUCCACACCCCACAGCGCCCAGGACGGCCCCUGAGAAUGAUCCAGCCCUAGUGUUGGCGGUGCCAAGGGGAAGAGACCAGGGCUUACGCCUCAGCAUUGUGAUUCUAGUGAUAAGAUAUCCACUGACUCCCACACGCAUCUGCUCAGGAGUGAGGAGGCAGCUGACCAUUCUGCCAAUGUCCCAACGACAAGCUCAAGGACCUGUCCCUUCCCCCUGGGGUUGCUUUCAUUUUUCGCUGCCGGGGAGCCCACAUUGGGCCUUCCCUGAUGGAGGAAGGAUGAGUUUCAGUGGUCUCAACACUGAAAGGGAAGACUCUGAGCCAGGUGCCACAGGCCUGGGUGAAUGAGAGCCUGACGGGGUCAUUGACACCAGCCACAAGGGAGGGAAUCACAUGACCAUCCAGGGGUGGGAGAUGAUUGGUCUGGAAAGAGCUCCUGGACCCAUUGCCCUGAACUGUAAAGUAAAGUCGGGAGAGCAGAGACAUCAAGGUGUCAAGAGUGCCCUGCACCCUCUGAGGGCUCCAGGGGAGGAUCCUUCCUUCCUCCUCAGGCCUCCGGUGGUAGCUUUCAGCCCUUGGUGUCCCUUGGCUUGCAAUUGCAUCAUCCCAGUAUCUGCCUCUGUUGUCACAUGGUCUCUCCCUGUUUGUGUCUCUUUUAAGGACACCAGUAAUAUUGGGGAUGAAGGAUGCUCUCUACUCCAGUAUGACCUCAUCUUAACUAAUUACAUCUGCAAAGAUCCUGUUGGCAAAUUAGGCGCCAUUCACAGCUGCUGGGGGGUCAGGACUUGAGCAUAUCUUGUUUGGGUGACAUGAAUCAGCCCACGGCAGUCAUCACCAGAAGUGCUCCUCGAAGUAAAGUAUUCUGUGUCUUGAAGAGGCAUCUGCACCCUCAACUGUGGGGCAUGGCGGGGCUCAGCAGUCUGCACCCACAGCUCCAACCACAGGGAGUCAGAGGCAGCUCUCAGGGAAAGAAUUUGCAUCAGAUUCCCUCCCCUCGGGAGCUCGCUCUGCCUGCCCAGGAAUCUGCCUGCCCAGAGGAGAGGAUGGCUUCUGGCUGCCUGCUCCCCUGGCAGCAGGAAGUGGUAACCUUGGAGGAUGUGGCCGUGUAUUUCACCGUGGAGGAGUGGGAGCUACUGGACCCUGCUCAGAAGAGGCUCUACAGAGGUGUGAUGCUGGAAAUAUGUGGGAACCUGGCCUCCGUGGAAGCCUUGAGGAACUCAAGUCCUGAGAUUGGCAUUGAGGAUGGCACAAUAUCCUCAGCACAAGCUUCCCAAGUCACCAGUCUCUCUCCAUGGACAGCAUAUUCACUCUUUCGACCAGUGGUGUCUUCCCACUUGGAGCAAGGAGAAGCCAUGUGGACCAUGGGGAAAGAAACCCUCCAAGCUUCCUGUUCAGAUUGGAAGACUAGACUGAAAAGCCAAGAGUCAAUUUACAGGAAGGAUGUUUUUGGGGAAGAACCACCUGGUACUGUGAAUAUUAUAAAGCUCCCCAGAGAGGACUGGGGAGAUGCUCAACUUGAGGAGAAGCAUGAAGAGCCCCAGGGGCUUUUAAGACAAAUGGGGUACCUCCAGAUAGAGGCAUUUACUCAAGAAAAGGCUACUGCCUGGCAUGAAUUUGGGGAAAACUGUAAUCUCAGCUCAGACCCUGUUUUAUCACAGAGAGGUUCUAUAGGGAGACAUUUCCAUGACUGUGACUUAGCUAUUGAGAGUUUGGCAUCUGAUCCAUUCUUAAACUGUCAUCAGAUGGGAUAUGCAGACCAGAGACCCUGUGAAGGGAAUGAAAGUGGAAAGGAUCUCAGCCAAAAUAAUCACCUUUUUCAACAUGGAAGAGUUCAAACAAGGCGGAAAUCUGCCUGUGCAGAAAGUUGGAAAUCAUUUAAUCAGGAGAUGACACUUACCAUACACAGCAGAAUUAAUACAGUGGAGAAAGCCUAUGAAUGUCAUCAGUGUGGGAAAGUCUUCAACCGGAGGCACUCCCUGAGUGAACAUCAGAGGAUUCACACAGGAGAGAGACCAUAUGAGUGUCAAGAAUGUGGGAGAGCCUUUACCCACAGCUCAACCCUCACUCGACAUCUGAGAACUCAUACUGGAGAGAAGCCCUAUUCGUGCAGUGAGUGUGGGAAAGCCUUCAACAGGAUUUCAUCUCUUACCCAACAUCAGAGGAUUCACACAGGGGAAAAGCCCUAUGAGUGUAAAGACUGUGGGAAAUCCUUCUGCCAGAGUUCUUAUCUGAUCUUGCACAAGAGGACGCAUACAGGCGAGAAGCCCUAUGAGUGUAAUGAAUGCAGAAAGGCCUUCAGUGACCGUUCUUCUCUUAAUCAACACGAGCGGACACACACUGGUGAGAACCCCUAUGGGUGUCACCAGUGUGGAAGGGCCUUCAGCCAGAGGUCUUCCCUGGUUCGGCAUGAGAGGACCCACACUGGGGAGAAGCCAUAUCGCUGUAAUGAAUGUGGGAAAGCCUUCAGCCAGAGCUCUUCCCUUAUCACACACCAGAAAACACACACUAGCCAGAAAACCUAUAAAAUAAUUGAUUGUGGGAAAGCUUUCUAUCAGAGCAGCCAUCUUGUUGGAUGUUAGUGGUUGCAUAUGGCUUUACAAAGUACUGCUUAUUGCUUUACCAUGCAGGUAUGUUCAGACUUUGCUCCUCUGAUGUACUCCUUGAGAAGAAGUAGGCUAAGUCCAUAUUAUGGAAGGAAAGAACUGAGGUCAAGAGUUGAGAAAGGAUCUUUUAAUGGGGAGAAAUGGUCAUUGAACAAUACUCAGUGAGCUCUGCCGUCUUGGAAAAGAUUGGUAAAUUAAAUGGGAUUUUGCUGAGAAUUAACACAGUAA
Phacochoerus africanus (Common warthog) is the source of this 3462-nucleotide messenger RNA. It is a transcript of the gene ZNF554, whose product is annotated as zinc finger protein 554. NCBI's taxonomy places the organism in Eukaryota, Metazoa, Chordata, Mammalia, Artiodactyla, Suidae. The record is from RefSeq and is a predicted model, not a curated record. Gene Ontology annotation, biological process: regulation of cytokine production; regulation of immune system process; negative regulation of transcription by RNA polymerase II. Bases 1441 to 3210 code for a protein of 589 amino acids. The transcript has 5 exons.